Dentiscutata erythropus is the source of this 1011-nucleotide messenger RNA. The record is from the annotation of a GenBank genome assembly. Lineage: Eukaryota; Fungi; Glomeromycota; Glomeromycetes; Diversisporales; Gigasporaceae.
AUGGAACUUGGUGAAAAUUCUCGACCAUCUGUAAGGAGGAGCAAUUACAAUCAGUAUUUACAAACAAGAAAUGCUACUGGAUCAAAUGUCUCGUUUAAUGGUUCAACUUCGACAUUAUCUCAGCCCGUUGCUCCGGCUGAAUUAUUACGUGCUGUCGUUGUAAAUCGACCAACCGCGCAAAUGAUUGAAACUUUUAGGUUCUCAAAACCAAGAGUCGAAAUGACUGAACAAGAAGUAAUCGAUUUUGUUAUGAAUCCAGUCCCACAAGGUCAAAAAGUUCUUUGUAAGAUAACCAGGAGUAAAGAGGGUUUCGGUAAACUUUACCCUCAAUAUGAGCUUUACAUUGAGGAACCAAUUGAGAAUGAUGAACCUAGAAGGACAUUUCUUCUUGCUGCAAAAAAGAAGAAAAAUAGUAAAAACUCUCAUUAUGUUAUUACUACUUCACGACUUGACUCCGCUGCAUCAUCGAAAAAAAUUGUUGGGAAAGUUAGGUCAAAUUUUUUAGGUACAGCUUUUGUUAUGUAUUCAAACGGACGUAGUCCAUUUAAACGUGAACCUGAAUUAUCAGAUAUGGAAAUUAGAGAAGAAUUAGGUGCUGUGGUUUACGAUCCAAACAUUCUUGGAUUUAAAGGUCCACGUAAAAUGACUGUAUUAUUGUUAGGCAUGACCAAAAAUGGGGAAAGACCAGAAUUUCGACCUACUACUGAAUCACAAACAUUGAUUGGAAAAUUCAAAAACGGAGAUCAUCGAGAUAUAUUAAUCUUGCAUAAUAAAUCGCCCCAAUGGAACGAAGAGACACAAUCAUAUGUUUUAAAUUUCAAUGGUCGAGUAACUAUGGCUUCCGUCAAGAACUUUCAAAUAGUGCACGACAAUGAUUUGGACUAUAUUAUAAUGCAAUUUGGUCGUGUGACUGAAGAAACCUUCACAAUGGAUUUUAUGUAUCCAAUGUGCCCACUUCAAGCUUUUUCCAUUGCAUUAACAAGUUUUGACGCUAAAUUGGCAUGUGAAUAA